Messenger RNA from Rhineura floridana, 2119 nucleotides. It is a transcript of the gene MPPE1, whose product is annotated as metallophosphoesterase 1. The transcript has 10 exons. Lineage: Eukaryota; Metazoa; Chordata; Lepidosauria; Squamata; Rhineuridae. Gene Ontology annotation, biological process: endoplasmic reticulum to Golgi vesicle-mediated transport; GPI anchor biosynthetic process. The record is from RefSeq and is a predicted model, not a curated record. Gene Ontology annotation, cellular component: endoplasmic reticulum-Golgi intermediate compartment. The coding region runs from base 638 to 1834 and encodes 398 amino acids. Gene Ontology annotation, molecular function: phosphoric diester hydrolase activity.
UGCGAGGCAUCCCAGCUUAGCCAAUGGCGAGUGCUUGGCUCUGCGCAGACGUCGAGGGCAGCAUAGCUACAUACGUAUGGGGCGGCUUUUUCGUUCUUUCUCCCGGCGAGCUCUUUUCUGACGAGUAGUUUAUGCGGCUCCCGAGUUAAGUUCCUGUCAUUGCUCUAUGUUUCUGGUAGCGGUUUCCACUUGGAGUGAAUAGUAACAGCAGCAGCCCCGUAGAGAGGUGCGCUUAGCUCGCGGCGGCCGCGGGCUGUUGCGAGAGGAAGGAGCUGACUUCCGCCCUCAGUGUUUUCUCUUCCGAAGGUCUCCUCCCCUUCCGCAGAAGAAAGUUGGCCAAGCGUCCCUGGCUUGUUUUUGUCUUUUUAACGAGUCUCUCCCCCCCCCCAUGGCCUGACGGUAUCUUUCCUUCCCAUUAGCAAUUCGAGGGGAAUUGUACAAUUACAGAGGAGGGCUCACUUUCUCUGGGAUGGCGCUUCGGGUAUUCUGCGAAGGUAAUGGACGUGUCUGAUGCCACUACAGGGUUCCUGGCUGAUGUGAAGAACUAAAAUUGAAAUUCACAUUUGGUUUGGCUUACUGGCCUGAAUAGGUGGAUAUUGAUACCGUCUAUGGAGAGAAAGAGCUGCCUUAGGCAGAGAUGGCAUUUUUGUGCUUUAGCAUUAUGAACAGGGUUUUUUUGAGGAAAAGAGGCACUUUUGCACUGAAACUUUUGUGUCUUAUAUUUUGUGUGUUCAUCUUCUGUGAGUUUUUAAUUUAUUACAUAGUUAUAAUUCAAUGUCACUGGCCGCAAUUGACAGCUCAGACUCCAAUGGCUAGUCAACAGACUUCAGAUUCUGUCUUGAAGGCUAUGUUUUUAUCAGAUACGCAUUUGCUUGGUAAAAUCAGUGGGCACUGGUUCGACAAGCUGAGGAGGGAAUGGCAGAUGGAGAGAGCCUUCCAAACUGCUCUGUGGCUUCUACAGCCAGAAAUAGUUUUUAUUCUUGGUGAUGUCUUUGAUGAAGGAAAAUGGAGUUCUUCCCAGGCCUGGUCAGAUGAUGUAAGACGUUAUCAGAAAAUGUUUAGGCAUCCAGCCUACAUUGAGCUAAUCGUUAUCGUUGGCAACCACGACAUUGGCUUUCAUUAUGAAAUGACUGAAUUCAAGUUGGAACGUUUUUCAAAGGUUUUUAACUUCACUUCAGAAAAGCUGAUAACUCGGAAAGGGAUAAAUUUUGUCAUGGUGAACAGCGUUGCUCUGGAGGGUGAUGACUGCACCAUCUGCAGAACAGCAGAAGCAAAGCUCACUGAACUCUCUCACAAACUCAACUGUUCACUGCAGGAACAAAGUCAGUACAAAAAAAGGUGCAGCAAUGUGGUAAAGGUCCCAGCUUCAGCUCCAGUUCUAUUACAGCAUUAUCCUCUUUACCGAAGAAGUGACUCAAAAUGUACAGGAGAAGACUCUGUUCCUCUGGAUAAAAAGAACAUAAUCUUUAAAGAGAAGUAUGAUGUACUUUCACAGGAAGCUUCCCAAAAGUUGUUAUGGUGGUUUCGUCCUCGGCUUAUUCUGAGUGGUCACACCCACAGUGCCUGUGAAGUGUUGCAUAAUGGGAAAAUUCCAGAAAUCAGUGUUCCAUCAUUCAGCUGGAGGAAUAGAAACAAUCCUAGUUUCAUAAUGGGCAGCAUAACAUCAACAGACUUCUCUCUCUAUAAGUGCUUUCUUCCAUUUGAGAACACAGUUACUACUAUCUACUGUACAGCAGGAGCUGUGCUUUUGGUCCUCAUACUGGCUCACUUUCAACCUUUCAUUACUCCUUUUCAUUUUGUUCAGCGUUUAAUCACUAAAUAUAAAGCAGUAUGAAGAGUCAGACACUUGUAAUCAGUCACUGACAUACUAAAGCUAAAGAACAGUCCGUCAGACUACAUUCAUGCCAGCAAAUGCAUAACUUGAAUUGCUAGCCCAAAGGUAGGUUGCCUUUACAUACAGAAAUUCCUAUACAAUUGAUUUGACUUAUACUACAGGAUAAGUUAACUGAGUGCUUCAUGCUGUACAAAAAUAUUGUAUUCUACAAUCAAAUGAAUCAUUUUCUUGCUAAAGUUUUUGUAUCAAAUAUGUAUAUUAAAAGUUUGUAACUGUACACUAUAA